CAUGAGCUCCAGAUCAACCCGCCACUACCUCGCUAUACUGCUUCUCUUAAGCUUUACGUUGCUUAAUACUGUAAUCUCAUGGAGUAUUGACGAUCUUUGGCAAACCGCUGACCAGUUAUGGCAGUCCGAUGACUUGGACUCGGUUAUGGAAAUAUUGCAGCAUAUCGAGAGGCAACAGCCUGGAGAUCGACAAGCUCUCGUUGGCAUUGCAUCAGUUUACGAGCGACGAAGAGAAUUCGACAAAGCGCUGGAAGUUUUGAGCGCUCUAUUAGCCACAGAACCACGAAAUGUUAUAUUGUUGCAGCGGAUUGGCGAAGUUUACACGGGCAAACGGGAAAUACCAAAGGCGCUGAAAUUUUUGCACGCUGCAGAACGAGAGGUAGACCCAUUGGAUAAUGCGCAAGUGGAUUCCUUAAUGCGUGGAUUGGCGUUGGCGUAUCAUCAUGGGGGAGAUUUUACGAUGGCGGAGAGCUUGUUCAAACGCGUGGGCGAGAGUGGGCGUUCUGCGGCUUUUUACUUCGACUAUGGAGUCACUCUGGAUAAUUUAGGCAAGAUUUUAGAUGCUGCAGACGCCUACAAUGAGGCUCUGGCGAUCGAACCCACUCACGGUGAAGCGAGGAUUAACAUUGCUGCCCUCCACCAUCAACACGGCGAUGUGAAUGAGUCGAUUCCACACUAUCUGGAUGUGAUAAAUUCUCCUUCAGCUUCUGUAAAGCUGAAAAUUAUGGCAAUGGGCAAUGUUGGUGUGGCGUAUGAACUUACGAAAGAUAUUGUGAGCGCUUUGAGCUGGUACGAGCGCGCUUUAGAAGAAAUCACCGCUUCUCCUGAUACAAUUUACCCGAAUGGGUUAUCAGCACAGAUGGCACGGAUGCAUCUCAUGGUACAUGUGGUCCGAGCCAAGCUUAGUGCCUGCGUGUGGGCAAAUGCAGAAGACGAAUUUGAUUAUCUAUGGACGAUGGUAACCAGCCUGCAGUUAACGUCUGAUGCACGAUUGGUUUUCACACCGUUUGAUUCGUUACUGCAUGACAUGUCACCACAAGACAGAAAGUUAUUAGCUGUACAUUUUUCUACAGCGUUCAAUUCUGGUGGUGGUACAGAAAGCAAUGAUGUUGUACCGCCAGUAAAGCUAUGUGGAAAGCACGACAAGCAGUUAGCGAGUUUGAAUGUGGGAUAUCUAUCUUACGAUUUCUCGGAUCAUCCGACAGCGCAUCUGAUGGAGGGCAUAUUCGCAACUAGAGAUCGAGGUUCGAUCAAGGCGAUGGCUUUCGGGUAUGGGAGAGACGAUGGUAGCGCGAUCCGCCAAAGAGUAAUUGACAAUGUCGAUAAGUUUUUCGAUUUGUCUGCAGCUUCUUUCGAGCAGAGUGCCGAGGUGAUUCGUGAUGAACAUAUUCAUAUUAUUAUGGACGCACAAGGUCAUACUCGAGGAGGACGCAUGCAAAUUGUUGCAGCUCGACCAGCACCAAUUGUGGUCAAUUAUCUCGUGUACCCGGGAACGUCAGGCGCGCCGUUUAUCGAUUAUGUGAUCGUGGAUAAAUAUGUGGUGCCGCCUGCGGAGUUGGCGACAUCGUUCACCGAGAAGCUCGUAGUACUUCCUAAUUGCUACCAAGUCAACCACUAUGACCAAAUUCUCGCUUCAUCCGAAAGGAUAGCAAAGCGUUCGGAUUUGUGGAAAAUUGAGACACGAGAAGGUCAAUACGAUGGAUUUGUGUUCGUAAAUUUUAACAAGAUCGACAAGCUGAAGGCGUCUGUAUUCAGCACGUGGAUGUCCAUUUUACGCCGUGUGCCUAGGAGCUCUCUCUUGUUGUUGGACCCGGGGAGGAAUCAGAUGGGAGAUGGUGUUGCCGAAUCCGUCACGAGUCGUGAAAUUAAGAAAAACUUAUGGAAGGAGGCACAGGCACAAGGAAUCUCAAGAGGAAGAAUCCGAUUUGUGUCUAGGAUACCUAAGGGUGAGCACCUACAGCGCCAUCGAUUUGGAGGACUUUUUCUCGAUACAUUUAUCUAUGGUGCGCAUUCAACUGCGACCGAUGCACUGUACGCAGGACUCCCAGUCAUCACCUUAGCAGGCGACUCAUUCGCAAGCCGAGUUGGCAUCUCGCUGCUACAAAAUCUAGACAUGGAGGAAUUAAUCACGUUCAGUGUCAAGGAGUAUGAGGAUCUAGCAGUGUAUCUUGCACAGACCCCCUUCAUUCUAUCACGUUUACAGCGGCGACUCCGAAGUGAUAUAACGGAGUUCGGGCAGCCACUUUUUCGCACAGAGCAACACACGCAGCACCUGGAACAAAGUCAACGACUAAUGUACGACAUCUACACUCUCACAAACCGACCUUUUCAUAUAGUGGUUUGAAAAAGAAAUGGAUAUGAGGUUGUGAAUUUGUUGAGC
Phytophthora nicotianae INRA-310 is the source of this 2380-nucleotide messenger RNA. RefSeq lists its product as hypothetical. Lineage: Eukaryota; Oomycota; Peronosporomycetes; Peronosporales; Peronosporaceae. The transcript is spliced from 7 exons. The record is from RefSeq and is a predicted model, not a curated record. The annotation marks the transcript as partial. Gene Ontology annotation, molecular function: protein binding.